AUGUGUGACGAAGAUUCGUAUACCUUUUACUUUUUUUCCAUUCAAAUACAACCCGAUGACAUGUCAUGUUUUACAGAAGACCUCUCCAUCAUGGAAUCUCUCAGCCUCGCCUUGCAACCUUACAGGGAGAGCAUCGGCCAGAUAGCCAGCAUUGUCACGAUAGCCCAAUUCUUCGCGGGCACCCUCGUAUGCAAGGAGAUCUACGAGAAGAAAUCCACGAAAGGGGUGAAUCCCACGCCGUUCAUCGGCGGUAUCGCGAUAGGGAUACUAACGUUGAAACUGGCCUUUAUCAUGAACGACGCAGCCAUGUUUCAAGUGAACGUAGCCGCUAUAAUACUGAACACGUGCUACACGUUGUUUUACUAUAACUACGCUGGCGAUAAAUACGAAGAAGUUUUAAAACCCGUAGGCAUGGCCGGUGGGCUUACGGCUGUAUUUUUAGGUUAUGCGAAUUGGGAGGAUCCGUCGAAUGUGGAGUUUCGAUACGGUUUGUUGCUUACUAUGUUGAUGUUACUGUUACUCGCAGCUCCUUUGGCUGAAUUGAAAACAAUUUUGGACAAUGAAGAUGCAUCGUCUAUACCAUUUCCUCUUACGUUUAUGGCCACUUGCGUGACGUUCUUGUGGCUCUUGUACGGUUUAGCUAUUAAUAAUCUGUUCAUGGUGGUGCAAAAUGUCGCCGGAUUCCUAAUUUGCGCUCUGCAAUUGUGGCUAAUUUACACGUACCCCGGACACAGGUCAGACAUUAAACCUAAAAAGAAGAAGCAACAAUAG
Molecule: messenger RNA, 771 nt
Organism: Phyllotreta striolata
Lineage: Eukaryota; Metazoa; Arthropoda; Insecta; Coleoptera; Chrysomelidae
Source: the annotation of a GenBank genome assembly